UAAAAAAAAUUGUAUUUGUAGCAUAUAAUCAAACAGAAAUGUCUCAAAAUUUCGAUAAAUAUGAUGAUGCACUAUCGUCGAUCUUAGUGAAGGAAGAGUCUAUACUAGGAUUUUUAUCUGCUAUAUUCAAUUUUUUAGCAAGACGAACGGACUUCUAUUUAGUUCCUGACGGACCUUAUGAAAACAUAGGCUUUCCACCUGGAGUUGCAGAGGAGCUUGUACUAAAAGUUCUUAGAAAAUGUGACCCAAAGAAUUACAAGCCUAAUGGUCGUAAGCCUGAUUUGAAUUCUGAAUUAAACAACGAAAUUAUGUGCUCGACAGUAGCUCAAGAGGUGGAAGUUAUUGCAGAUGAUGAUGAAAAACUAGGUGAUAAUGCAGUGUGUAGCACAGAAGCACAAGGAAGUGACUCUACAUCAAUAGGAGCUUAUAGCUCUGAAAACCCAACAAAUCCUGAUGAAUACAUUCCACCUAAAUUAUAUACACAAAAUAACAGUGACACUUACAAUGGAGCUGACAGAGGAGUAUAUUGUUGGUCACAGACAAUUAUGGAGCUGGAUGUGAUAGUAAAAUUGCCGCCGGAUGUAAAAACUUCUAAAGAUAUCAAAGUAACAAUCAAUGCUGGAGAUAUCUGUGCUGCGAGUCGCAGUGGUGACAUAAUAAUUAAAGACACCCUGCCAUAUAAAAUUAAAGCAAUUGACAGCUUUUGGAGCAUAAGUGAAAGAAAACUACAUAUACAUUUAGAAAAAGUGCAGGAACGCUGGUGGGACAAAUUAUUAAAUGAUGAAGAACCAAUUGAUCUUUCAAGAAUAGACUGUUCAAGGCCUCUAAAUGAACUGCCUGAAGACCAUGUAGAUAAGGUGAGAGAGUUACAGUGGAAUCAAGAACAAAAACGAAAAGGUCUGCCAACUAGUGAAGAAAUACGUAACAUGGAAUUACUUAAGAAAGCCUGGAAUGCCCCUGGAUCACCUUUCAGUGGUAAGGAAUUUGAUCCGAAAAUACUCAAUCAGUCCUUGCUUAAUUCUUUUCCCGAACAAUAAAAUGAAACUAUAUUAUUUUUAUUUCGUGUUUUAUUUAUUUUCAUAUUUAUGAAACAAAGAUAAAU
Messenger RNA from Achroia grisella, 1102 nucleotides. RefSeq names its product nudC domain-containing protein 3. Gene Ontology annotation, biological process: protein folding. The record is from RefSeq and is a predicted model, not a curated record. Bases 39 to 1037 code for a protein of 332 amino acids. Gene Ontology annotation, cellular component: cytoplasm. The transcript has 5 exons. NCBI's taxonomy places the organism in Eukaryota, Metazoa, Arthropoda, Insecta, Lepidoptera, Pyralidae.